CGUAGAAGUACAAUAUCCACACUCACAAAUAGGCAUUAAUUCCAAGCUCACAUUUCUCCACUACAUAAUUUAGCAUUUGUUCGCACUAAGCAUUCAUGAUGACUACUUCGGCUGCAAUGCAAUCCUGCUUGGCCACCCCAGCUGUGACCCGUUUGGCCAAUGGGUCUAGGGUGAACCAGUUUCUUCCCAGCACUUAUGUGCCACGUUUGCCUAGGAAUGCUACCAUGCGUGUGCGGUCCAUGGCAGAGAAAUACAAGCAAGAGCAACCAACACCUACACCUAAGAUGAGCACGAAGUUCUCUGACGUGUUCGCAUUCAGUGGGCCCGCACCGGAGAGGAUCAACGGCAGGCUAGCCAUGGUUGGCUUCGUUUCUGCGAUGGCGGUAGAGCUAUACAGGGGCCAGGAUGUGUUUGCUCAGAUAUCCAACGGCGGGAUCCCAUGGUUCGUAGGAACCACCAUUGUGCUAUCAUUUGCAUCUCUGAUUCCUUUGUUCAAAGGGGUGAGCGUGGAGUCCAAGUCAGACGGGUUUAUGACUUCAGAUGCUGAGAUGUGGAAUGGGAGGUUUGCCAUGUUGGGUUUGGUUGCACUUGCCUUCACCGAGUAUAUGAAGGGUGGAACACUUGUGUAGACUCUGAUUUUGCUACUUAGAAGUAAUUAGAACCGAUGAAUAAAACAAUAUAGUUCCAUAUAUGUAAUUCUGAAGCAAAUAGUGUAAACCAAUGUUAGUAAAUCAAAGCAUACGAAUUUAUCAUUUCAAA
Corylus avellana is the source of this 759-nucleotide messenger RNA. Its product is annotated as early light-induced protein, chloroplastic-like. The record is from RefSeq and is a predicted model, not a curated record. NCBI's taxonomy places the organism in Eukaryota, Viridiplantae, Streptophyta, Magnoliopsida, Fagales, Betulaceae.